AGAUUAUAAUGUACGAGAAACGUAUAGUUGAUUAUGGCGUUGGUCGCCACAUUGAUAUAUUUACAUUUAUUGUUAUUCUUGCGAACUAUUGUUGCAUUUAGGUGUGGUAAUUCUGGUAUCCAUAUAUCUAGUUCAUUGUACAACACUGGAUUCCGUGCUCCACAUUCACUUGAAGCUUACACAUUUAGUGAUACUUCACGUUUCAAUGGACAUGGAACUCGAUUUACGUCAAUUUUGGCCAGGCCCAAAUCAAAAUCUACUGUUACAACAGAGGUCGUGACUGCAUCCAAUCCAGAGGAAGACAAUGCCUCUCCAGACUCUGAAUAUCAAGAUGAUUCCACAGUCUCAACUGACAAUGUAGAGGUUGGAGAUAAGGCUCUGGAUUAUGCACAUUCCAGUGCUGUGGACAACAAUGAUGAGGAUGAACUCGCUGGCGAUGCUACGUCGACCAACUCAUUUAGGAGUAUUGACCUAUCGGGUAGCAACUGGUCCACUUCAUCUUACCCUGGCGCUGGCAAUACCACUGAUGAAAUGAAGGCAUCGAUGUAUAUGUUAUUCCGUGUAUUUGAUACAUCACGUCAUUUGCCAAGUACUGAACUUAUUGGUACAUUACGGACGUACAUGUCGUCGUACAUUGACGAGUCCACUUAUGACAUUUUCACUUAUGAGGAGUUGUCUAAGGAGAUGCCACCGAUAUAUAUGGUUAAGUUCCUGGACAUUGACGCUUAUGACUACAUGCGUCGUCGCAUAUACAUUCGAGAUGCCAAGAAUGCCCGUUUAAUGGAUAUGUUUUACUUCCACGUUUCGUGGUACUUCCCUCGCAGCACUUCGCGGAGCUUGUUAUCGCGUUACUAUAGCCCUCGUCGUCCACGAAAGAAUUAUUUUACUCGCACUCGUCGUGCAUCGUAUAGCAAUCCAUCUGGGUAUCGGCCUGCACCUCCUAGUUACUCUUAUGGUAUGCCACCUCCGGGUCCUCUGGAUAGUGCAGGUCCAUUCUACCCUCCUGGUGGCAUGGGCAUGCCGCCUUCUCAAGGUUUCAUGCCACCUCUUCCGAUGCCUAUGCCAUAAAUCGCAGUAUCUUAAGGUUUUU
Babesia bovis T2Bo is the source of this 1090-nucleotide messenger RNA. RefSeq lists its product as uncharacterized. The record is from RefSeq and is a predicted model, not a curated record. Lineage: Eukaryota; Apicomplexa; Aconoidasida; Piroplasmida; Babesiidae. The transcript is spliced from 2 exons. Bases 34 to 1068 code for a protein of 344 amino acids.